Molecule: messenger RNA, 3018 nt
Organism: Cephus cinctus (wheat stem sawfly)
Lineage: Eukaryota; Metazoa; Arthropoda; Insecta; Hymenoptera; Cephidae
Product: synaptic vesicle glycoprotein 2B
Exons: 10
Coding region: 902-2557 (551 amino acids)
Biological process (GO): transmembrane transport
Cellular component (GO): membrane
Molecular function (GO): transmembrane transporter activity
Source: RefSeq, a predicted model, not a curated record
CACUCACUUCAUCUCUACGCACCGUCUCUUGCGGAUCAACCUUUAAGAAUCGUCGCGACGCGAUUUUUUAAUCAUAGAAACGAAUUCUCCGGCUUAAGAAAGAUUUUUGUCGUACGGCACGAUUGAACGAAAUACACGGGAAUGAGAAAAUCGUUGGAAAUCUCGUUGAGAAAAGUGAAGUGUUCUUUAUCGUCCUGACAUAUCAAACGAUUCUUUAAAAACGAAAAAAGUUGACGAACCCUAUUUACAUUUGUAUCUCAAAUUUCGGAUGAUUCCGACGGCGAGGUUUUUUUGGGAAAUUUAUAGGUGACAAAAGUAUAAAUCGAAAAAUUAAUGUACCCUUUUGUUUGAACAUUUUUUGAUUCUCUUUUUCUUUCCUUGAAAACUUUUAUCCUUUUCACUGUUCUUGGAUAGCGUACAUCAACUUUCCGGGCUAAUUUACUCACAAUCAGACAGUCCACGUAUCCUUGACUAAUCGUUAAAAGCUCAAUCAAGAGGAUAUCACUGCUUUUCCAAAAAGGAAAAGAUCCCUUUAAAGAAAUUCACAUGUUUGUGGAUUCUAUGACAGUUCGAAUCACAAGAGGCGCUAUACGUGUAAUCGUUAUAAUACGCAGUGAAAAAUACGGUGCUCGUAGGACCACUUAACUCACCGGCCCUGACACAUUUCUCGAGCUCACGGAAUACAGUCAUCCUCCCUGGAUAUAUUCGCAGAUUCUUGCGAGUGAGUGCAGAACCGAGCCCCGCCGUCGAGCAGCAGCAGCAGAGCAGCGCCAGGUCAGCAGGAAGAUUUCGCCAGGAAGUGUUCGCCGAUAAAUACGCCAGGAGUGCCAACCCGAGUCUAGGACAAAAAUUUUGACUCUUUACACAAGACAGACUUACACACCCGCGCCGACAUCGUAGAAUGGUAGAAGGUGAACCUGACUCAAAGCACAAUCAUAAGUGUGAUGUAAAGGACGAUCGCCUAAACGGCUGCGGUUCAAAGGACCUAGAACUUGCCGGUAUUGGGUCAAAGGGUAAACACCCUGACCCCGAAAAAGGAGCGUACGUAAAGGCUGACUUCGAAAAGGCUAUCGAACUUACCGAGUAUGGCAAGUUUCACUACUUCCUGCUCACAGUAUGCGGGUUCGUCAGCACGAGCGAGGAGAUGGACGUAAUUUCUAUGUCCUUCAUCCUGCCAAGUGCACAAUGUGACCUUAAGCUCGAUACACAAGCAAAGGGAUGGCUCAACUCCAUAAUCUUCAUAGGCAUGAUGGCCGGUGCUUACGCGUGGGGCUCAGUGGCAGACGCCCUGGGUCGUCGCAAGGUACUAAUCGCCAUUUCAUUCAUAAACGGCCUGGCGAUCGUAGCCUCCAGCUUCAGUCAAUCUUAUGAACUCUUCAUGUUCUUCAGAUUCCUCAACGGCGCUGCCCUCGGUGGUAGCGGACCUGUCAUCUGGUCCUACUUUGCCGAAUUCCAGCCAAAGUCCAAACGUGGCUCCAUGUUGUCAUUCAUGGCCGCCUUUUGGACUCUUGGAAAUCUUUUCGUGGCUGGUCUUGCCUGGUUGGUCAUCCCUCAUGUUACCGGUAUCGUGAGCGCUGCGUUCACAUAUAACUCUUGGCGAAUCUUCCUGCUGAUAUGCGCUGUUCCCUCCUUCGUAGUGGCGGGGCUGCUUCUGCUGCUACCUGAAUCUCCGAAAUAUCUUUUAUCUCGCGGUCGUCACGAGGAGGCCUUGGACAUCUUCCGCGGGAUCUAUGCCAUCAACACCGGCAAGCCUCGUGACACGUACACUGUAAAAGAGCUCAUCCUCGAAGACUACAUUGCGCCAGAACCCCUGAAACCUGGCGUCGUGGAAAAAAACAAAUACAAAAUAAUGCUCGGCGACAUCAUGGACAACAGCAAACAGCUUUUCGUCUCGCCAAUCCUUCGCUUCACCAUCAUCUCGAUUGUAAUCAACUUCACUUUCCACAUUGGUUAUUACGGUCUCAUGAUGUGGUUCCCAGAACUGUUCAAUCGGUUCGACGAAUUCAAUCGCGAUCAUCCCAAUCAGGUCGCCUCCAUUUGCGAGGUCACCGAUUACGUCGUUAACAAGGGAUCGCACAGCGUUUCGAACGUUUGUUCCGCCAAGAUUAGCGAUUCCGUUUUUAUAGAUUCUUUGAUCACCGUCGCCUCUGCGAUACCGGCAAAUAUCGUUGCUGUACUUGGAAUGGAUCGUCUUGGACGCAAGUUUUUCCUUGUCUUCAGUACAUUGUCAUCCGGUCUCUGCUCCAUCGGUUUGUACUUCGUGUACAACAAGUAUCACAAUCUGAUUGUAUCCGCCUUCUUCAGUGGUGUUAUCAGCUGCGGUAACGCAGCUCUUGACUGUCUUAUCACUGAGGUCUUCCCGACAAACUUGCGUGCUACCGGUAUUGCCAUUUCCAUGGUGGCAGCACGUCUCGGUGGUAUCAUCGGUAAUAUCGUUAUAGCACAACUCUUGGAUAUGUAUUGUCCAGCACCCACCUUCAUCGUUGCCGCACUUCUCAUUGGAGGCGGUCUGCUCUGCUUAUUCUUACCGAACACAACGCGCGAACCACUUUCUUGACCCCGGUAUAAUGUCUACUAAGGAAGAAACCUUGUAUAGUCAUAAUGCAUUUGUGUUAAAUAUUACAAAUUUUAAGAUAACACCACACAGCAUCUCAAGCUCGCACCAACAGUCACACGUGGUAGAUUUAAUGAAAAUGAAAAAAAAAAAAAAGAAAAAUAUAAGACGAUAGCCGUUGUAUACCUGAUGAUUACUAAUAUACGUAGUGAGUAGAGACUAAUUAUGACUUGUUAAUCGGAUUAAUUGAGUUAAUCCAUAAUAUUAUAUGAAUACAUAUUUGUACGGUCAAGCAGGAUAUAUUCGUUUAUUUUGAUUGUUUAUUAAUAAGAUCUUGAAGGCAAGAUAAAUGACUUUCAUGGAUGAACAUUUUGCGGAACUUACACGAUAUAAUCUAAUCGAAGAUCUCGUGUUUAAAAGCAGUUUGAACUUUUAGGAGAAUAAAAUAGACCUUUCUUGCAAAA